Molecule: messenger RNA, 3010 nt
Organism: Ochlerotatus camptorhynchus
Lineage: Eukaryota; Metazoa; Arthropoda; Insecta; Diptera; Culicidae
Product: zinc finger protein 571-like
Exons: 4
Coding region: 57-2744 (895 amino acids)
Source: RefSeq, a predicted model, not a curated record
CACGAAUUAAAGUUUUGACAUUUUAAUUGACGUUGCAAAGGGACGGAAGGAAAAUAAUGCUUCUUCGGCACAUUAUCCCGACUAACAACGAUGUGGAGGAAAUUUACAUCGUCAAGCAGGAGGACGAGCAGGCCGACCCGAGCAGUAAUCCUCUGGGUGCAGCGGCUGGGCCCAGCAACAAACCCCGAUCACUGCCUCCGGCGCUUCUGUACGAAAACGAGGACAUCGAGAUUAAGGACGAACCGCUGAGUGUACACGGAAGCGACGAAGAGGAUUACGAAGAUGAAAAGUACGAUCCACCGGUUCCGUUACUGCAUGCUCUGCCCGUUGAGGUGAAACUGGUAGAGGAUCUUCCGAAAAAACUGGAAGCCGCUAUAAAGAAUGAACCAUUCGAGACAACAUUGGAGCUGCCUGCGACGCUGCAAUCGAAACCACUUGCUGUAAAUCAACAGAACGAGUCAAAAGUAAAACCGGACGAGAAAGUGAAAACGGAGGCAGACUCCAGCUCGGAUGGAGAUUGGGGCCAGGAUGAUUGCGAACCGCUGGUUACGCAGGUGGACACACCAAAACGCGGUCCUAAGCGGAAGAUCGAUAUGAAACCGCUUAAGAAAGGUUCCGAAUCGGACGACAGUGGAGACUUUCUCGAUGACGACGAUGACUACAAACCUCCGACGGACAAAGUCAAGAAGGAAAAGAAAGAACGGAAGAAGCGUCGUAAGAAGGUAAAGUCAGAGGCCGAUGGCAGUGACGAAUCUGACGGAGAAAAUGAGAUCAAAUGCUAUAUUUGCGUAGAAGACCAGAAGGAAGGUUUGGCCCUGCUCAAGCAUUUGAGAGACAAACACAAGAAAAUGUUGCCAUUUGAUUGCAAUGUUUGCACUUCGCGGCGGAUCACCAAACUCAAGGACUUGAACUUUCACUUCCGGCAGCACGACGAAAGUCGGAAGCAUAAAUGUGUAUACUGUGCGGCUCGUUUUAUAUCAGCACAGGCCCAGAGCAGUCACAUGCGACGGAUGCAUAGCGAAAAGUACGAUGAAGACAUGGAGAAGCAUCGCCGUUUUAUGUGCCGCUUCUGCGAUAAGAAAUUCACGAAAAAGCAUGACCACGAAACGCAUGAAAAACGACAUCUUAAGGAGAGCUGCAACGAUGCUAGCUUCCUGAAGCGGGAGUUAAAAUGCUACAUCUGUAAUGACUUUGUUGGGAACACCAGGGACGAACUAAAUACCCACGUAACAAUUCACAAUCAAGAAUGGCUCCCGUAUUACUGCAAAUUGUGUGAAAAUCUAAAAAUUACUACAACCCGUGUACUGUGCGAACAUUUGCGUCAACAUGAGGAAGGUCUAGCGGUCAAAUGUGUCUAUUGUGAUAAGCGUUUUGCCACUUUGGCGGCUUGUCAGGCUCACGAACGCACCCACGCAGCGGAAAAGGAAGCUGAUGAACUGCUGGAUGCGGAAAAGAUGACCGAAGCUUAUGAUGCCAAGGUGGUCGUUGUGGAUGGACAGAAGCGAUUCCAGUGUGAUAAGUGCGAUAGAUCCUACACACUGUUCAGCAGCCUUCGGAAGCAUCAAAAUCUGCACACCAAGAGCAAUGCUUUCAUUUGCAAAACGUGUGGCCGAGCUUUCAUCAAGGCAUCCACGCUGGCUCUUCACGAGCGUCGCAAUCACGAUGAAAAUGCUAGAUUCAAUUGUGAAGGAUGUGGAAAGACGUUCCGCACGAUCGGACACCUAUUGGAUCAUAGAACACGUACGCAACACUUUGCCGGGAAGCCGUACAUUUGCGAGGGUUGUACUGAAACGUUCCGCUUGCCGGAAGAAUUGAAAGAGCAUCAGGAAACGUGUCCGGAGACGGAAGCUAACCGUCCGUGUUUCUGCGGACUUUGUUCCAAUAAUUUUCCAACGUUGGCAGUGGCGUUGGAACAUGUAAAGACCGAACACGAACCGGAGAUUCCGGAAACCAAAUGCAGAUACUGCGAUUUAACAUUCCGCGAUGCCGAACGAAUCGUGGAGCAUGAGUUCAAGCAUACGCUCCCGGGAAUUAUGACUUGUACGAUGUGCAAUCGUAUCUUUAAGCAUCUGAAAAAUCUUCAAUGCCACAUGAAGAAUCACGGAAAGGUGGCCAUUCCCUUCAUGUGCGAUAUCUGCGGAAAGACGUUUACUCAAAAGGGGACGCUGACUAUUCAUACUCGUUUGCAUACUGGCGAACGUCCGUACACAUGCCAACUUUGCCAGAAAGGAUUCGUGGACAAAAACGAAAUGCGGCGGCACUACAACAUGCACUUCAAUCAACAGAGCAAGCUGUUUAUUCCGAACGCGGAACAGAUUGCUGCGCCCGUGGACGUCGGAGCGCAGGGUAAAAAGUACAAACAGUAUACUUGUAAAAUUUGUGGUCGCCAGUUGACUACUUCCACGGCGUUAGCGAAGCACAUUACUACUCAUACGGGUGAAAAGAAGUACCAGUGUGAAUUUUGCGACAAGCGGUUCGCUCAGGGAGGUCAACUGACCGUUCACCGGCGGAUCCACACCGGUGAGCGUCCUUUCGCUUGCGAAACUUGCGGGCAGCGUUUCGUCGGAGGGAGCAACUACAAGCGCCACGUGAAGCACCGGAUGUGUAAGCCAAUGGCGGUGGCAGAUGCGGCAUUACACCAGGAAUCACAGACAGCAUCGGUACCUCUGCCAACGGCGGUUCCACAAUCGGUGAUCAUGGAAACGAUGACCGUGAGCGAUGAGCGGAUUUAUCCCACUCUGUAGGUUGGACAGUGUGAGGGUAGGGUGUUAUGAAUUUUCCAAUAUUUGAUACCCAUGGCACAAUUUUAGUAACACGCGUGAAUUACUUGAACGUUUAUAAUAUAAUUGAAACUAUACGGCUAGGUAUCUACUUAGAGAGUAGAUAUUUCUGCAACUUAACUCAUAAUAGGAAUGGUCCCCUGCUUAUGAUAUGCGAUAAAAGUUUAGAGUUAUUAGACGUGUUUAUUUUUUAAUCAGGUUGUAAUGAUCGUGCGCUACAAUUGUGAAGA